AUGACAUCGAGAAGCAAUACAAGAGUAUAUGCAGCUAGACAAACUGCACUUUUGCCAGGCAGUUGUGAAGCUUACGAUAGAAGUAGGGCUACCACCGGCAUUCAGAUACGAUGCCCUAGACAUCCCCAAGCUAACCUGAUUGAAGAUUAUAGUGCUGGCGAUAUCGUUUGUCCAGAAUGUGGUUUAGUAGUUGGAGAUCGGAUCAUUGAUGUUGGAUCCGAAUGGAGAACAUUUAGCAAUGAAAAGGCUCGAUCUGAUCCAUCUCGUGUUGGUGCUAGCGAGAAUCCAUUACUGAAUGGCAGUGAUCUAACCACUGUCAUUGGUAAGUCGCCAUCAGGUUCAGCAGCUUACGAUGUUGAUGGCAACGCACUAUACCGGAAUCGCUCUGCGAUGAAUGGUACGGACAGAAGCUUAGUCAAUGCCUUUCAGGAAAUUGCAACCAUGGCCGAUCGAAUUAACUUACCAAAAACGAUUGUUGACCGGGCUAAAGUACUAUUCAAACAAGGCUAUGAAUUGAAAUCCCUCAAAGGCCGUAGUAAUGAUGCUCUAGCAUCAGCUUCUUUAUAUAUAGCUUGUCGGCAAGAAGGCGUCCCACGUACAUUUAAGGAAAUUUGUGCUGUAUCGAAAAUAUCAAAGAAAGAGAUUGGACGAUGUUUCAAAGCUAUCCUUAAGGCCUUAGAAACUAAUGUUGAAAUGAUAUCAACACAAGAUUUUAUGUCUCGUUUUUGCUCCAAUUUAAAUUUGCCCAACUACGUUCAAAAAGCAGCCUCUCAUAUCGCUCAUAGAGCUAUCGAACUUGAUCUUGCUCCAGGUCGAAGUCCUGUUUCCGUUACUGCUGCGGCGAUCUAUUUAGCGUCUCAAGCAUCAGACACAAAGAAAUCACAGAAAGAAAUUGGAGAUGUAGCUGGCGUUGCUGAUGUCACUAUACGACAGUCUUAUCGAUUAUUACUUCCACGAUCAAAGGAUCUAUUUCCGGCAGAUUUUGUAUUCAAGACACCCAUUGAUCAAUUACCGAGCGCUUAA
Messenger RNA from Trichoplax adhaerens, 1023 nucleotides. RefSeq lists its product as uncharacterized. The transcript is spliced from 10 exons. Gene Ontology annotation, molecular function: RNA polymerase II general transcription initiation factor activity; TBP-class protein binding. NCBI's taxonomy places the organism in Eukaryota, Metazoa, Placozoa, Uniplacotomia, Trichoplacea, Trichoplacidae. Gene Ontology annotation, cellular component: transcription preinitiation complex; nucleus. Bases 1 to 1023 code for a protein of 340 amino acids. The record is from RefSeq and is a predicted model, not a curated record. Gene Ontology annotation, biological process: transcription preinitiation complex assembly; transcription initiation at RNA polymerase II promoter.